Messenger RNA from Stylonychia lemnae, 1272 nucleotides. The record is from the annotation of a GenBank genome assembly. NCBI's taxonomy places the organism in Eukaryota, Ciliophora, Spirotrichea, Sporadotrichida, Oxytrichidae.
AUGAGCGAAAUUUUAUUGACAUAUCAUUCAUCUACGAUUAGAAAGAGCGACCUCCUGUGUUUGAAUCCAUAAAGUUGGCUUAAUGAUCAAGUGAUCAAUUACUUCUUUGAGUAUAUCUCGCAUGAACUUAUUCCUAUGGAAUACAACAAAAGAAUUAAGCUUCUUGAUCCAGCAGUAGUCGCUGAUAUUUAUAUGACCAAUAAAAAAGAAGAUCUUAUAGAAAUGUAUGGUCAUUUAGACCUGCAUCUUGCUGAAUUGAUCAUAAUGCCUGUCAACAACAACCAAGAUCCUACAUCAAUGAGCUCAUGGUUCUACUUCGACUCUUCUCAUGGUGAGUAUUCUAUGAUAGAAAACACUGCGGCACUCAUGUAAAAUAUGAAAUUCGUACUCAAACAAGAAAAAAUCAAAGAAACUCAUAAAUAACCAUUCAAUUUUGGAUGGGGACUUAGUAAUCUGAAUCAAAGUAUGAAGAUUGAGUAUGUGGAUAACAUUCCUAAGCAGCACAAUAAUUAUGACUGUGGAAUAUACUUAAUGAGCUUUGCUGAGUCUCUAGUGCUCAACUUUAUAUCAAGAGAUGGCAACCUAGGCGAUCUGAAGUACAUAAGUCCUAUUAUUCUUGCACACAUUGAUAAGAAGUAUGUUUACACCAAAAGAUUAGAGAUCAGAACAAUGCUUUAUAAUAUGAUCAAUAUUGCUGAUUUAGAUUUAAUGGAAGCGAGAGUAAUGGAAUUAGAGAGAUAUCUAGGAAUUGAGGAUUAGGACAUGCAGACCUACUAGGAAGCUUAACUUGAGACUCUUGAUAAGAAGACUUAAAAAAUGGAUGAUUUCAUUAAGGUGUUAGAGGAUAAGCAUUUCUUUCUGAAUGAGCUCUUUGAAAAAUGUAAAUACUUGUUUAUUUUAGUAAUUUCUUAUGCAGAUGAAUAAAUGGAGAGCUUUUUGAAGAAAGAGCCAUCUUUUAAGACAUAGUGCAUGGAUUUGUAGAAGAAAAGUAAUUUGAUAUUGGAGUGUCAGUAAAACUUAAAUCAGUUUGUGGAGUAUCUUGAAAAUAUCUAAAAGCUAGAGCAGUAUCUUAACUUUGAGCCAGUCUUUGAUGUAAAUGAGAAACUUUAAGACUUAAAGAAGAUUAACAUAUAACAUGCUAGUUAAAUGAUAACUUGCUAAUAAAACUAAUAAGAGGUAGAAGACCUGAUAGUAACUUAUAACGACCUAGUAGAGAGAAUCAGUCAUCAAAUGAUCUGCCUCGAAGCACAAGUUAAUGAAAGAGUGAAAUGA